Messenger RNA from Tupaia belangeri chinensis (Chinese tree shrew), 3689 nucleotides. It is a transcript of the gene PAFAH1B2, whose product is annotated as platelet activating factor acetylhydrolase 1b catalytic subunit 2. The transcript is spliced from 6 exons. Gene Ontology annotation, molecular function: platelet-activating factor acetyltransferase activity. Lineage: Eukaryota; Metazoa; Chordata; Mammalia; Scandentia; Tupaiidae. The record is from RefSeq and is a predicted model, not a curated record. The coding region runs from base 153 to 842 and encodes 229 amino acids. Gene Ontology annotation, cellular component: cytoplasm.
UGGCAGGCGAACCGGAAGUGGAGGCGCUGGUGCUGGGGCCCGAGGAGGGACGCGCCGGAGCGGGGCCACAGGGACAGAGCGAGCUACAGACGCGCCACCCGCCCACGCCGCAGCCGCUGGGGGCCCUCACGGACCCUUUACCCGAGUGUAGAAUGAGCCAAGGAGACUCAAACCCAGCAGCUAUUCCACAUGCGGCAGAAGAUAUUCAAGGAGAUGACAGAUGGAUGUCUCAGCACAACAGAUUUGUCCUGGACUGUAAAGACAAAGAGCCUGACGUCCUGUUUGUGGGAGACUCCAUGGUGCAGCUAAUGCAGCAGUACGAGAUAUGGCGAGAGCUUUUUUCCCCUCUUCAUGCGCUGAAUUUUGGAAUUGGAGGAGAUACAACAAGACAUGUUUUGUGGAGACUAAAGAAUGGAGAAUUGGAAAAUAUUAAGCCUAAGGUUAUUGUUGUUUGGGUAGGAACAAACAACCAUGAAAAUACAGCAGAAGAGGUAGCAGGUGGGAUCGAGGCCAUAGUACAACUUAUCAACACAAGGCAGCCACAGGCCAAAAUCAUUGUAUUGGGUUUGUUACCUCGAGGUGAGAAGCCCAACCCUUUGAGGCAAAAGAAUGCCAAGGUGAACCAGCUUCUCAAAGUUUCCCUGCCGAAGCUUGCCAACGUGCAGCUCCUGGAUGUCGAUGGGGGCUUCGUGCACUCGGACGGUGCCAUCUCCUGCCACGACAUGUUUGAUUUCCUGCAUCUCACAGGAGGGGGCUACGCAAAGAUCUGCAAGCCCCUCCAUGAACUGAUCAUGCAGCUGUUGGAGGAGACACCUGAGGAGAAGCAUACCACCAUUGCCUGACCACCCCCGUCAGUGUCCUGGCACCCCGGCUCCCUCAGCUCAGUUACGUCACUGGCACUACAGAAUCCUUCUCUUUCUUAAGGCACUUUGCAUUGUAGAAUGUUCCUGGAUGUUCAUAUCUAGUGUUUGAAGGGGAGGAGGGAUUUAAACUGGUCCUGUACAUAGAAGGUUUGUUUGACACGGGAGAAAAAUUAGCCAAGGAAGAUUGUUGUUUAAAUUCGUUUGAAACCAGAAGGGGACUUUUCAGUUGUGUGUGUGACACAGUCAUUGAAUUAUCACUGUUUUUCCUAAGACAACAUCAAGCCUGAAUACUGAAGAAUAUGAAGGUUCGUUUCUUGGCCUUUCUUUCAUGGAUUAUGUUAUGUAUAAUAAUUACCAGAAUCAUACCUACUUGGCUUUAAAACAUGUUUUUCUUUUUCAGGUUUAAGGUUCAUACUUUUGUCUUUAGUUUUCAUUUUGCUUUAUAUAUCCUCAAUAUGUUCAUAACAUACAGCAUCAGAUGGAACAUGCUUGUCAUUCAAAUAUGGGAGAUGCUAUGGUUACAAGUGAAUUUGUUCCACUCUUAAUCUUUCCCGGCUAACAGUGAAAACCAGGUUUUGCUCCAAUUGGGGGACUCUUUGGAGGGUAUUAUUUUUAUGCUGCUGAAUGAUACCACAUCUGUAAUAGACCCAUGUAUGCAUGCAGCCUUUCUUCCCCUCCUCUCAUCUUUUUGUGUUUAUUUUGUCCUUGUUGACAUUGCAAGCUUUUCACACAUUUUUGACCUGGGAACUCUGCCGCGGGAGGCGUCUGUCCCGGCCAGUUACCCUCAUGGUACUGUUUUGAUGUGUAACUCAUCCUGUGUGGUGUCCGUGCUGUAGUCCGUGUAGUGCUAGCCUGUGCAGGGUUCUGCUCCGUUCUGUUUAUUCUGCAAAAACCUGUUACAGUUUCCGUUUUUGGAAAAAGAAAAAACUCGGAACUCUGUUUUCCAUUCCAUAACGCCUGACAUUAUUUCAAGUUUUAUCGUAUAUUAAGGUGUAGUCUUUAUUUUUUAUUGGCUUGGUUUCUAAAUUAUAUCAGUCCAAAACGUUUGGCGUUUCCUAUGAGGAACCAAGCGAAGCUGCUGUUCAGAAUAGACUUUCUGCUUUUAUGCUACGAUCUUGGUAAAGAACUAGUUUAAUUUCUAAGGUUUCUCGUUAAUGUGUCUUCAUCUGAGAAUUUCUCUCGAGACUUCAUGAUCUUACUGGCUUGGUUGACCACAGAGCUGCCAUUUUAAACCCAGUAGUGUUGCAGUAGCUGGCAUAGUGUUCAGUAUGCCUGCAGACUGUGUACAAACUGGAUCUACAACAGGGCUUUUAACUGGACCCGGCGGGUACUGAAGUACCCACCAAAAUGUGCUCCGCGGUGCUCCUGCUGUACUCCAGUAACAGGCCUGUGUCAUGUCCUGGCGGGACUCGUGUGCAGGAGGGGCGUGACGAGCUGCGCAAAGACCCGCUUCUGGCUGAGGGGGAUAGAACUUGGCCUGAUUCUUUUUUUUCUUUUUUUUUGUCAAGCCUCCUUUCUAGGAAUUUUUUUAAAUACAAUUUUCUGAAUGUGUCAUUUUUUUUCACAAGAGGAAGUACAUAUGUGUAUUAAACUUGUUCACUAAAAUUCCCUUUUAAUUUUUAGUAGCCCAGGUUCUUGAGUUUCUGCAGACACAUUUUUUUCUUCUAGAUACAAGUCUGUAGGAAGGAGAAUUAAUUAAGCUCGGAUUGUGUGUGAAAAGGCAGUUUUACAGGCAGGGGUCCUGCCGCAUGAGCACGCAGCUUCUGUCCCUCUGCGUUCUGGCCUCCAGCUCCGUUCUGCGUAUGACCUCACCUGUCACUACAUCUCGUACAUGCCGGAGCUGGUCGGGCAGUCGCGUUGGAACCACUGGCCUCUCACAUGACGUUCUGCCCCGUUGCCGACGUGCAGGUCGAGUCCGCUUUCGCGUUGGGCCAGGUUCCUUUGCACUGCUUUAAGCAAAAAGUGCUCGUCUAUUCUGAUUGACAUCCCUCUUUGCUUCAGUGGCAGAAGUUAAUGUUUAGUCUACAGACCUUUCUGAAUAUAUGCAUUUUAUGCACUGUCCCAGUGAGAUGUCCUCAUUGUCAAUGUGAUCAAGGGGCCAACUUUCUCGUUUCCAGGCAGCUAGCAGAGAUGCUGUUCUGUUCCUCAACCAGUUUUCAUUCCUUUGCCCACCCAUUCUUGGAACACGAAUCGGCAGGUGGUCAUGGCGCUGAAGAGAUGUCUGUGGUCAUAAUGCAGGUGUGGCAGGUGGGAGAUGCACUGCCCAGAGGGAUCUAGGGCGAAUGGCUUGGCUACCCUCGUCCUUGUCAACCAGUUCUGGCCACCGUGGAUCUCUUUGGACUGUCGGGCAUCUGUGUAAACCUGAAACUUGCCCAAAACCGUAGCCCACUAAGACAUUGUGAGUAGCUCAUGCCCCGCUCUUCAGAAUUCUCUCUCUCCUUGUUAACUUUUUUUUCAAACCUAGUCACUGUUUACAGUUGUAUGCUAAAGCCUGAAAUAUUGUCUGUGCUGUGGUGUAUGAGCAUUGCCAAUUUUAUAUUUAUUGCAGUGAAGAAGAAACGAAAAAUAUAUGAGGAGCAUGUCUAAGCUCCAAAAGCUGUUGGGCGCAUGUGGGAGAAGUGAGUCGGGGCCUCUCGCAAGGAGGCUGUUUGGAGAGGGGGUGCCCCAGGCUUCUCCUUGGUGUUCCUGCUUGGGGAUCGCUGCUGCUAGCUGACUGGACCUCCCCAACGGAAGUUUAUGAUUCUGCUUUGGCAAAGUUUCAUUGACUAGUAGAACUCACUCUGUUUUAGUGCAUAUUUCAAUAUAAAUGUAAACAUUUCACUCAAA